This is a messenger RNA of Dermacentor andersoni, 2483 nucleotides long. Its product is annotated as ileal sodium/bile acid cotransporter-like. The record is from RefSeq and is a predicted model, not a curated record. Gene Ontology annotation, cellular component: membrane. NCBI's taxonomy places the organism in Eukaryota, Metazoa, Arthropoda, Arachnida, Ixodida, Ixodidae.
CCCGUCGUCCAUGCACCCGUCGACGGCCUUAUUUUUUCGGUUCGCCGGUGUCCCUUUCGCCAUUCCUUUCUCUAUACUUUCGCUACCCUCUGUAGUGUGCCCAAAAGUCACGGAUCCUAGUGUUCUGUUACCCGUGCAGUCGAUUUGUGCUGUGAUCAUCACUGCGCGAUGAUUAAACAGUAUUGAUCAACGACUGUUCUAGCUACAUGUGCGGCGAGGAGGAACUGCACAUUGCCGCCGUCAGUGAAUCUGUGCGCCUGUUGCUUUUCUGAACUCCUCGAUACUGCCGGGUCACCGGUUUGUUUAAAUGCUUCAUAUAAACGUUAGACAACCAACCAGACACGUCUCCGAAUGGACCGUGGCUCGAGGCUACAGACUGUUGUGGCCGCAUUGCUGGUUAACAAAAUGCGAUUGUUAGUGCGAUGCCAAAUUGAAAGCAGUGCCAAAUGCACUUUACUCGGAUGGUCGUUCAAAAAACUCCAGCUCCCGUGUACCUUUCCACUUUUUAUCAACUUGUCUCCUUAGAUAUGUUCGUGAUAAACGGGCUUCACUUGCACCUGGCUUGUCUGCCACGUCUCGCAGCUGAUUGAGGGCUUUUGCGAUAGUUCGAAGCUUAUCUAUUGACGCGUUCACCGAACCGAGCUAAACCUACCGCCGGAGAGGGGUGCACUGACAACCAGCAGUACGCACACCAUGUGGCUAUUACGUUCUUGUGCUGCAGUACUGCUACUAGCGCAAUCAUCGACGUGCAUACUCAAUUUUACUAGUCCAGAGACGAGGCUGCAGCUUUACGAACCUGUAAAUCUCACGUUUCGCUUUACCCAGAAAAAAAGCAACGCAACCGUCGUACUUCAAUCUAGUGAUCCAUCUGUGGUCCAGCUAAGUGAAGACGGAAUCGCAUUAUCACUGGAAAGAGUCGCGCCGAGUGACAACCUUUCAACGCUUUUAACACCACUGAAGAUUGGUUAUGCCAACUUAUUGUGGCAAGUUGAAGACAGCAACACGAAUGAGACCUUUAAAGGCAUUCACAAAAUGCGUGUCGUGCGGGAAUUGACCGUAUUUUCUAUGGGAUUUGGAGCUGUAAUUGGAGUUUUGGUGGCCUUGAACAAUGUCAAUGUUGGAUGCCAGCUGGAUAUGCGUGUGGUACUCUCACAAAUCAAGAGGCCAGUUGCUCCAGCUAUUGGCAUGUUUUGCCAAUUCAUCUUUAUGCCACUGAUUUCCUAUGGGAGUUCAACACUGCUUCUCCAGAAUCCAGUGACAAGACUUGGGCUUUUUACAAUUGGCUCAUGUCCUGGUGGAAUCUACAGCAACUUCUACACCCUGCUCUUUGAGGGAGACUUGGACCUCAGUGUUACCAUGACCUUUAUGAGCAGUGUAGGAGCACUCGCCCUGAUGCCGCUGUGGAUGCACACCCUGGGCCGCCAGAUAGCUGGCACAGCCACACCAGCAGUGCCAUUCAGCAACCUGUUCGUGUCCUUGGUGGCGCUAACUCUGCCACUGGGGCUGGGCCUCCUCAUCCAAUACAAGCGGCCGAAAUGGGCUCAAGUGGCAGAGAAAAUUGUGAAGCCAUUCUCUGUGGCCAUAUUACUUGUUGCACUAGUCAUAGGAACAUACACCUACUGGUACAUAGUCACACUGAUCACUCUCAUGGAGGUAGUUGCUGCGUCUGUGGUGGUAGUCACAGGGUUUUUGUUUGGUGCAACAAUGGCUUGGCUGUUUCGACUAACAAGUAAACAGAUUAUAGCAGUUUCCUUGGAAACUGCCAUUCAAAAUGGCCCGUUAGCCAUUGUUAUCCUUACUUUUUCACUGCCAGAACCAAGCGGCGACCUUGCCGUGGUGCCAGUGGUAGUGCUGGUUACAUUAGCAAGUGCCAUACUGUUAACUGUUUUUGCAAUAUUGACAGUACGCCGUAGGUGUUCUUCCUAUGCAUAUGCCUGCCAGGAUAAUGCAAAGUCAGAAAUGCCUGUUAACUGAGGCUUAAUUAUGCAGGAAUGUAGUGCCAAGCUGUGCUGUACACGUACAGUUGUGUUCAAUGAGAGCUGCAACACAGUGUUCAUGGUCAAGGGGGACCCCAAGGCUUCAUGGUGGCGUUGACACACAAAAAGUUGCAGAACGCCAUUCCAAUUACACAAUAUUUGCUGUAUAAGUACCAGUACGUCGGCACCAAUGCACAGUGUUGAGGCCCCUUCAACCAUGGGCACCACAUUGCAACUCGUAUUGAACAUGACUGUACCAAUGCUCAAUUUCUGGUUGCUCAUUUAUGAAAUCAACUGCACCUCAUAUGCAGAGCAUCAUGGGGAAACUUUGGGGCAAAGCAUAAUUCAGCACCAAUUAUCAUGAGCACAAGCUCCAGAUGCCAAAGCACUUUCUACCAGAUCAUAAUGAGAUGUUUUUAAAUACUGUACGAUACAGUUUACUCCUAUACUCCCAACAUUUUUCUCCUGUAAUGGGAUAUGGAGAAUGAAUAAACGAAGCCAAAGCGA